GCAACACGCCAGCAGAAGAGCUCUCCGUGCGCAUGCUCGCAGAUUUAGCAUUAUCGCUAUACUGUAAUGUGUGUGCGCUACUCAAAGGUGUGUUGUCAUCUAGCUCCAUCGGUGUGUGUUAGUUUUGUCCGUGUGUCAGUGUCCGUUGGAGCGGGUCUGUCGGCGUCCAUGUACUGCAGAGAAAAGUUGUAGCCACCGCAGAGCUAUCGGCGUGUCGCUGAAGGAGACGGACUAUGUCGGCAAAUAAAACAAAGAAAGUCAAAAUGGCUACUAAAUCUUGUCCUGAAUGCGACCAACAGAUUCCAGUUGCGUGCAAGUCCUGCCCAUGUGGUUAUGUGUUUAUCAGCAGAAAACUCCUGAAUGCCAAAUUAAACGAGCGGUCCUCUCCAGCCAUAGCAGAAAAGCUGGAGCGGAGGAGGACAGAGCGCAUUCGCAGAGAGAGGAUCGACUCGUCUUUAACCAGCGACAUGGAGAACAGGAGAAGAUCACGCACCAACAGCCAAUCAGAUCCCAUCCGGAGGGGACGGGGCAGACCCAAAACAGUGGGGCUGAAGAAACAGGAAGAGGAAAAAGAGAAACAAGAGAAGGAGGUGGAUAUUUAUGCCGGCCUUUCUGACGAGAAGGCCUUCGUGUUUUCGGUGGCCUUGGCUGAGAUCAACCGCAAGAUCCUGGGCCAAACACUCAUCUUAUAGGUGAAAGCCUGACUGACGAGCAUAGAGAACCUAUCAAAUAGCAAGAAGAUGACCAAAGAGGGCGGAACUGGCUGGAGCUGAACUCUGACCUGGAUCACGUGGAUGACGGGGCAAGAAGGAAAUCCUGGCUCUUCGGCACCUUGCAUUAUACGGCCACCACACACAUGCAAACGUGUUUCUGGACUAAAAGCACGAGUGUGGUUUGUUUAUAAUGAAAUACAUUGUUGCUGAUGACAUUUCUGUUGUGUACAUAAUACACCUGAGUGUAUAAAUCCACUCCAUACUGUGUUCUCAAGGCGUCUCAGUUUCAAUGAGUUUAAUUGAGCAGAGUGAGAGACUGAAGACAUACUAGAUUCAUCUUAUUUGACAUAAAUGAACUGCGCCAUCAAGUGCACAUCCUCAGAUUAACAGAAGGGACCAAGACAUUUUGGUACCUGUGUUUUCUUAAUAACUGAAGAUGAUUCAAAAGCCAAUAGUCUAAAAUGAAAUAAAGUUUUUUAUCGCUGUUAAGUGUUCUAUAGGUAAUGUUGAGCUCCCUCGUUUGAGCUUUCCUAGAGUCAUACAAGAGGUCAGAUAAAUAUUUAUGAGAUUGUGAACAAGUUUUCUUUUAAAAUCCUAUUUUAUCAUUCUGUCCAACUUUUAUUGUUAACUGAUGUUUGAUUACAGAAUCCCAUAUGUGAUUGCAUAUUGUGAUAAUGUCACAAUAUAUUAUAAUUAUAACUGCAUUUAUUCAUGUUUAUUAUUUUUCAUAGAGAUUUAAUGUUCAGUCACAAUCCACCCAGAGUAUGGCAGGCUGUCAGGGCUCUAACAUUCUUCUAUACAGAUUUUAUUUUGAAAAUCAACACGUCCUGCUGGCCGCCAGAGGGUUUCUAUGACUUCACAAUAAUAAAAUCAGUUAAAUGAC
Messenger RNA from Dicentrarchus labrax (European seabass), 1596 nucleotides. It is a transcript of the gene hdip1, whose product is annotated as chromosome unknown C16orf87 homolog. The transcript is spliced from 4 exons. The record is from RefSeq and is a predicted model, not a curated record. NCBI's taxonomy places the organism in Eukaryota, Metazoa, Chordata, Actinopteri, Moronidae. The coding region runs from base 234 to 692 and encodes 152 amino acids.